Messenger RNA from Lotus japonicus, 1392 nucleotides. RefSeq lists its product as uncharacterized. The transcript has 5 exons. Gene Ontology annotation, molecular function: zinc ion binding. NCBI's taxonomy places the organism in Eukaryota, Viridiplantae, Streptophyta, Magnoliopsida, Fabales, Fabaceae. Bases 1 to 1392 code for a protein of 463 amino acids. The record is from RefSeq and is a predicted model, not a curated record.
AUGGGGGAAGAUGGUCCAAUGUUUGAGCGGAUGUAUGUUUGUUUUGCAGCAUGCAAAACGACAUUUGUCAACACAUGUAGACCUUUAAUAGGUCUAGAUGGUUGUUUCCUUAAAGGAGUCUAUGGUGGGCAACUCUUAACUGCAGUUGGGAAGGAUGGGAAUAAUCAAAUGCUUCCUAUAGCAUUUGCUAUUGUUGAGGCAGAAACCAAGGAUUCUUGGGCUUGGUUUGUGGAUCUGUUAUUGCAAGACUUAAAUCGCAUUGAGAGGAAGCCAUGGAGCUUCAUCUCGGAUCAGCAAAAGGGCUUGGUCCCAACAUUGCAGAUGCUGGAUCGAAAUGUGGAUCACCGGUUGUGUGUGAAACACUUGUACGGUAACUGGAGGAAGAAGUAUCCAGGUGAAGAGUUUAAAGGUGCUCUAUGGGCUGCUGCAAGGGCAUGCACAAUCCCAGAGUUUGAUAGAGCUAUGGCCAGAUUGAAGAGAAUGAAUGAAGAGGCUUGGAAGGACAUGAGUGAGAUACCAGCAAAGCCUGAAGUUUUACAUCACCAACAGGAUAGUGAAGCAAAGGGAUCUCAUGUAAGGUAUAAUGGAUAUCUCUGUCCUAUGAUACAACAAAAAUUAGAGGUUUCAAAGAAAGAGUCAGAUGGCUGGACACCUAUCUUCCAUGGAGAUGGUCAACGUGGUCUAUUUGAAGUCUCUAAAGGGUAUGACAAGUAUUCUGUUAAUUUGGAAACCAAAUCAUGUGGCUGUAGAAGAUGGAACUUAUCUGGCAUUCCCUGCUGCCAUGCAAUUGCAUGCAUUUGGCAUAACAAUGACAUUCCUGAAGAGUAUUGUCAUCCUUGGUACAGGAGAUCAACAUUUCUCAGAACUUAUGACUACAUAAUUUUACCAUCAAAUGGACCUAAGCUGUGGCCAGUUAGUAACUAUCCACCACUCAACCCACCCUACAUGAGGAGAGCAGUUGGGAGACCAAAAAAGGCAAGGAGAAAGGCAAACGAUGAACCCAGAAAUCCACACAAGCUAAAAAGACAACAAACCACAAUUAAGUGUCGUAGGUGUGGAGAAUGGGACCACAAUAAGAGGACAUGUAUUGGGAAAACAGCUGCUGAUAGGGUGAUACCAAAAGGAGGAAACAAGAGAGCUAGUGGCAGUGGCCGUGUCCAAGCUCAGACAACCACCGCAACUGCUCAACCUGGACAGGGAGCUAGUGGUCGUGUCCAAGCUCAGACAACAACCACAAGUGCUCAACCUAGACAGGGAGCUACUGGCAGUGGCAGUAACAGGGGAAGAGGCAGGGGAAGAGGGAGGGGAAGAGGCAGGGCCAGUGGACAAAGGCAGCAAACAGAUCCACAUGCCCAGUCAACACAAGCCUCCCAAGGUGCACUUUCAGAUUAG